AUGCCUGGACUUCGCAACCUCCAGCUUUUUGGAAACCUGUUAGCAAACACUGGUUUAAAAGUCAUUCUUGAUAAUUGCCCUAACCUGGAACAUCUUGAUUUACGUCAGUGUCUCAACGUUCAUUUUGUCGGAGAUCUGGAGAAGCAAUGUUCUGAGAGGAUUAAAGUUUUGAGACGUCCUAAUGACUCGACCCAUGAUUAUCUAUAUGAUGUACUUUUUUAUGAUACAGAUUCAUCUGGAGAUGAUUACCCUGAAGAUGAUGACUCUUAUCCGUAUGAUUUCACGUCAGAUGAAGACAAUUAUUUCCCUGCCAGCUACCAUCCUGACUACUAUCUGUAUGAUAUUGACGAUUGCCCCUUCGAGAUUGAUGUAUUCGGUUUCACGUCGCUCUAG
Molecule: messenger RNA, 393 nt
Organism: Eruca vesicaria subsp. sativa (arugula)
Lineage: Eukaryota; Viridiplantae; Streptophyta; Magnoliopsida; Brassicales; Brassicaceae
Source: the annotation of a GenBank genome assembly